UGACCUAGAAGGACGAAGGCACAGAGCAAGGCGGUAAGGCAGUGCAGAGCUGUGAAAGCCAGAGAAAUGUGGAGCCUUCCUGUCCUGCUGUGGCUGUGUGUGACAGUGUCCUCCGCCUACCCCUUGAAUGGAGCUGUGAGGAGGGACGACAGCAGAAUGGAGCUUCUUCAGCAAUACCUAGAAAACUACUACAACCUUGGAAAAGAUAUGAAACAGUCUGUUACAAGACAGGGCAAUGGUCCUAUUGUUAAAAAGAUCCAAGAAAUGCAGAAGUUCCUUGGGCUGGCGGUGACGGGGAAGCUGGAUUCCGACACUUUAGAGGCCAUACGCAAGCCCAGGUGUGGAGUUCCAGAUGUGGGCACGUUCAGCACUUUUCCUGGCAUGCCAAAGUGGAGGAAAACCCACCUUACUUACAGGAUUGUGAGUUACACACGGGAUUUGCCAAGAGAUGCUGUUGAUGCAGCCAUUGAGAAAGCGCUCAAGGUCUGGGAGGAGGUGACCCCGCUCACGUUCUCCAGGAUACACGAAGGAGAGGCUGACGUAAUGAUCUCUUUUGCAGUUAGAGAACAUGGAGACUUUAUCCCUUUUGAUGGACCCGGAAAUGUGCUGGCUCACGCCUAUGCUCCUGGGCCUGGGGUUAACGGAGACGCUCACUUUGAUGACGAUGAGCUCUGGACAAAGGACACAACAGGGACCAAUUUAUUCCUGGUCGCUGCUCAUGAGCUUGGCCACUCCCUGGGUCUCUUCCACUCGGCCAACCCUAAGGCUUUGAUGUACCCACUCUACAACUCCUUCACGGACCUGACUCGAUUUCGCCUUUCUCAAGAUGACGUGGAUGGCAUUCAGUCCCUCUAUGGACCUCCUCCUGCCUCUCCUGCUGACCCUGAGCUGCCCAUUCAGUCCAGCCGUCAGGAGCCUUCGACCCCAGCCCCAUGCGAUCCUGCUUUGUCCUUUGACGCAGUCAGCACCCUGAGGGGAGAAGUCCUGUUCUUUAAAGACAGGCAUUUUUGGCGCAAAUCCCUCAGGACCCUUGAACCUGAGUUUUAUUUGAUCUCUUCAUUUUGGCCAUCCCUUCCUUCCAGAGUGGACGCUGCUUAUGAAGUGAUUAGCAAGGACACUGUUUUUGUUUUUAAAGGAAAUCAGUUCUGGACCAUCAGAGGACCAGAGGUGCAAGCAGGUUCCCCAAGAAGCAUCUACACAUUGGGCUUCCCUGCAACCGUAAAGAAAAUCGAUGCUGCCAUGUCUAUUAAGCAAAAGAUGAAGACGUACUUCUUUGUGGAGGACCAAUACUGGAGAUUUGAUGAGCAGAAAGCAGCCAUGGAGCCCGGCUUUCCCAGAAAGAUAAAUGAAGACUUUCCAGGCGUAGAAAAGGUUGAUGCUGCUUUCGAAGCAUUUGGAUUUUUCUAUUUCUUCAGUGGGUCUUCACAGCUGGAGUUCGACCCAAAUGCAAAGAAAGUGACACAUACUUUGAAGAGUAACAGCUGGUUUAAUUGCUAGGAAGAUGUACGGAAGGUGCCAUAUGGGCAUUUUCAACAACGCUGUCAACUUUCCGCUGAAGUCUCUCCGAACUGAAGCGGUUAGUUUCCUCCUGUGUGUGAGAUGACAGAACUCGAGUGUGAGCUGUGUAUCCCGCUGGUCAUCUUUACUUUGUUACAGGGCAUUCAAAGGGCUGCUGCUCAGGUUGCACCUCGUCACGGUGUUCUCUUCCACAGGGAGGGGAAGGGUUCAUGGCAACUGACCAGUGACUGUAUCUAUGUACACUACUUGCUUGUUAUUUAAUAAAGAUGGUUUAUUAUUGCUUA
This is a messenger RNA of Chinchilla lanigera (long-tailed chinchilla), 1802 nucleotides long. Its product is annotated as stromelysin-1. Gene Ontology annotation, biological process: collagen catabolic process; extracellular matrix organization; proteolysis. Gene Ontology annotation, molecular function: zinc ion binding; metalloendopeptidase activity. The transcript has 10 exons. Bases 67 to 1497 code for a protein of 476 amino acids. The record is from RefSeq and is a predicted model, not a curated record. Gene Ontology annotation, cellular component: extracellular matrix. NCBI's taxonomy places the organism in Eukaryota, Metazoa, Chordata, Mammalia, Rodentia, Chinchillidae.